This is a messenger RNA of Xenopus laevis (African clawed frog), 1239 nucleotides long. It is a transcript of the gene degs3.S, whose product is annotated as degenerative spermatocyte homolog 3, lipid desaturase S homeolog. Lineage: Eukaryota; Metazoa; Chordata; Amphibia; Anura; Pipidae. Gene Ontology annotation, molecular function: catalytic activity; sphingolipid delta-4 desaturase activity. The transcript is spliced from 4 exons. The coding region runs from base 202 to 1170 and encodes 322 amino acids. Gene Ontology annotation, biological process: sphingolipid biosynthetic process; lipid metabolic process; ceramide biosynthetic process. Gene Ontology annotation, cellular component: membrane; endoplasmic reticulum membrane. The record is from RefSeq and is a predicted model, not a curated record.
UUUUCUGUGGGCACAAAGGGCGGAUCCUAUCAUAGUACAUGGAACAAGGUGAGAGAGGUCUUCCCCUCCUUCUUGACACAACCACAAAACUUUCCAGUUUCUUCUUCUCUCAUUCUAAGCAGAGUGACUGGCCCAGCAGCAGGUUACAGGUUAAGAGGUUCAUUUACUAAAACUUUGUUGGAUGAUCCUUGUAAACACAAUAUGGGUAACACGGUUGUAAGGAGUAACUUUGAGUGGGUCUACACAGACCAGCCUCAUUCAGAUAGGAGGAAAGAAAUACUUGCGAAAUAUCCUCAGAUCAAGAACCUAAUGGGACCCGACCCACACUUCAAAUGGAUUGUUUCUUUCAUGGUUUUGGUCCAGAUACUGUCAUGUUUUAUCGUCCGUGAUCUACCUUGGAAGUGGCUACUUUUCUGGUCUUAUGCAUUUGGGGGUGUAAUAAAUCACUCACUUACCCUCGCAAUCCAUGAUAUCUCCCACAAUGUAGCCUUUGGAAACAAAUCAGCACGCUGGAACCGCUUCUUUGGCAUGUUUGCUAACCUACCUAUUGGUGUGCCCUAUUCCACAUCUUUUAAAAAGUACCAUAUUGACCAUCACCGUUAUUUGGGUGGGGAUAGCUUGGAUGUGGAUAUCCCAACAGACUUUGAGGGACGUUUUUUCUGUACCCCCAUGCGCAAGGUCCUUUGGAUAGUAAUACAACCUCUGCUGUAUGUCCUGCGUCCACUUUAUGUGAACCCCAAACCCAUCACUCAGCUAGAGAUAAUAAAUGCUCUGUUUCAGUUUAGCUUUGACCUGAUGAUAUAUUACCUAUGGGGACUGAAACCUGUGGCGUACUUGAUUGCUGGUUCAUGCCUCUCCAUGGGCUUCCACCCAAUAUCAGGACAUUUUAUAGCUGAACACUAUAUGUUUUUGAAAGGAUAUGAAACAUACUCGUACUAUGGACCACUCAAUUUGCUGACUUUCAACGUUGGCUACCACAUGGAACAUCAUGACUUUCCAAGCAUCCCUGGGAGCAAACUUCCACUGGUCCGUAAAAUCGCUCCGGAGUAUUACGACACCCUUCCAUACCACACAUCAUGGGGGAGAGUGCUCUGGGAUUUUAUAUUCUGCAAGGAACUGGGACCUUUCUCACGUGUCAAGAGAGAGUGUGAACUAGCAAAGAAGGACUAAAAAAAUCUGUGGAAAAAAAUAUUUAUUUUAUCUCAAUGUGUGUAAUUAUUACACAAUUCUGCAAUUUCA